AUGAAUCCACCCGCUCUUCCGACAUCCCUCUCUCUCUCCCUCUCAAACUUCCCUGUCGGCAUCGGCCUCAUCGCCGCGGCCCACCUCGAUCUUUGUCGGCGUAAUCUCUCAUGGACAGCCGAGGAGACCCAACUGUGCGUGUUCCAUCGGACCCUUGCGAGGCUGGAGAACACGGCCCAUGUCCUCUCCAACCUGAACACCCUUACGGAGUUGACCAGCCUGGUCAACUCUUUCUUAAUGCAGUUCCCAGAGUAUCAGGCACUCGGGCGCCGAUAUGAACGCAGGAGAGGACCAAAACCACACAGGGACAGCAAGGACAAGCGAGUGGUUCACACCACCAAGCACAGCAUCAAAAAAGAGCACAAUCAAAAUGGAAGCAAGGCCAACGAGAACGUGACAAAGAAUGCGGAGGGCAAGGACGUGGCGACAAUUCCAUCGGACAAGGAAGACGCAAGUCUGGAAGAUCAUGCAGUCGUGGCCGAGGAUGAUGGACAUGCAGAGAGCUCGACAGCAGGAUCAAAGCGCCAUAGGUCGAUGCGCCAUCCCCGGCAUCCGUUGGAGACUCGUUUCGGGCGCAAGAAAACAAUAUUGGUCGAAACCACUGCCGCGAAUCUUGAGCAAUGGUCAAACACUUACAAGGCGCUACGGCAAUCACAGGAAGCGAGCAUGGAGGAACUCGUCAGUCGGGUGCGCAAGAUAGACCCUCAUCUCAUGAAUCUGCAGAACAGUUCUGCGUUUUCAUUUUUGUCGUUUGACGAAGAGCGUGAAAAGGCACUGCGAGAGCAGGACUUUGAGGACGUGGAGGGUACUGAUAAUGAUGACGAAGGUGAUGGUCAAAACACUACUCAGGCGAGUGUCGAUCGCAUUCCACGCGAAGGAAAUACUGUAGCAGGAACAGCACUAGCUGGAAGAGUGAGCUGUUUGGACGCAGAUCAACAGGCCCAAGGAAGCCAGCACGAACAGUCAUCAGAAGCAAAGACGAUCCAGCUCACGUUCGGGCCUGAUCUCGGGUCCAUGGAUCUGCGGCGGUUCUUGAACGACUCUGCUGAGAGGAGGAAGAUUCUGCGACUGGAAUUUGAAGGGAUGCGCGAUGAACUGCUGUUCUUUCGGGAAUCCCUGCUGCCCUCUCACCUCUAA
Messenger RNA from Gamsiella multidivaricata, 1137 nucleotides. RefSeq lists its product as uncharacterized. Bases 1 to 1137 code for a protein of 378 amino acids. NCBI's taxonomy places the organism in Eukaryota, Fungi, Mortierellomycota, Mortierellomycetes, Mortierellales, Mortierellaceae. The transcript has 3 exons. The record is from RefSeq and is a predicted model, not a curated record.